UUCAUAGUUCGCAAUCCACAGCAUAGGAACAGCAGAACGAUGUCACAGCCUGUCAACGCCGCCGCCUACCUCACCACUCCCUCGUCUCCUUUGGCAGUAAAGCCCGCUCCAUACACUCCAGCCAGAAGCAAUGAACUCGUCAUCAAAACCCACGCAAUAGCACUAAACUGGUUCGAUGUCGUUGUCCAGCACAUGAGCAGCAACGUAACCCCAUGGCUCAAGCACCCCUUUAUCCCCGGCUCAGACGUCGCCGGUGAAGUUGUAGAAGUCGGCUCGUCCGUAACACGCUUCAAACCAGGCGAUCGCGUCCUCGGACACGCCGCGGGAACAGACAAACGCAGCAACCGCGCAUGCGAAGGCGCAUUCCAGUCCUACGUGGUUCUCCAGCAAGACCUCACCAGCAAGAUCCCCAAUUCACUAGAAUACGAGCGCGCCUGCAUGGUCCCGCUCACUCUCUCCACCGCAGCAUGCGGCCUCUACCUCCCUGACCUCCUCAACCUAACCCAUCCGGCAUCUUUCUCCCUCUCCCAAACCCCUCCACCUCAAUCAUCAUCACCACACCCCGAACCAACCGACAAACCGUUCACAGAAAAGCCGAUCCUCCUCAUCUGGGGCGCCGCAACAACAGUCGGCACAUCAGCCCUCCAACUCGCCCUCGCCUCAAACUACACAGUCUACACCACAUCCUCGCCAGCCUCGUACCCACUCCUCCGCGCCCUCGGCGCCACAAAAACAUUCGACUACGCGAGCCCCACGGCCGUCCCGGACAUCAUCGCCGCCAUGCGCGGCAAGCCCUCCGCAGGCGCCCUCGCCAUCGGCCCCGCCUCAACCCAGAAAUGCAUCCCCAUCGUCGCCGCGUCCACGGGCCGCAAGUUCAUCGCCCAAGCCAGCGUCCCUACCCCCGACUCUAUGCCGCCCAAAGGCUUCGCCAUGGCCAAGUUCAUCGCAAAGUACCUCUGGUUCAGCGUUUCUACGAAACUAUCGUGCCUGGUCAACGGCGUGGGGGUCAAGUUUAUCUGGGGCAGCGAUGUCGUUGGGUGCGAGCUCGGGAAGAUGGUGUAUGCCGGGUUUCUGGAGGGCGCGUUGGAGAGAGGCGAGUUUGUCGUAAGGCCUGAGGCUAGGGUCGUUGGGGAGGGGCUGGAAGCGUUGGAUGCCGCGUUGGACGUUGUCAGACAAGGUGGGUUGAGGGCCGAGAAGAUUGUCGUCAAAAUUUGA
Molecule: messenger RNA, 1215 nt
Organism: Periconia digitata
Lineage: Eukaryota; Fungi; Ascomycota; Dothideomycetes; Pleosporales; Periconiaceae
Source: the annotation of a GenBank genome assembly